This is a messenger RNA of Aethalodelphis obliquidens (Pacific white-sided dolphin), 3890 nucleotides long. RefSeq names its product SLAM family member 9-like. The coding region runs from base 1455 to 2354 and encodes 299 amino acids. The transcript has 5 exons. Gene Ontology annotation, cellular component: membrane; external side of plasma membrane. NCBI's taxonomy places the organism in Eukaryota, Metazoa, Chordata, Mammalia, Artiodactyla, Delphinidae. The record is from RefSeq and is a predicted model, not a curated record. Gene Ontology annotation, biological process: T cell activation; plasmacytoid dendritic cell cytokine production.
CGCGCAGCAACGAAGACCCUACUCAGUCAAAUAUAAAAAAUUAAAUAAAUAAAUUUAUUAAAGAAAGAAAGAAAUUAAAUAAUCUGAUUCCUCCAACAAUCUUGUGAUAUAGAUAAGGCAGGUAGUAUUAAGCAUAUUUUACAGACGGUGGACUGAGAGAUUAGGUGACAUCUUCCGGCACACAGCUGGUGAUCUGUGAGAAUGGAAGUCAGCACGGCCCAGCUGUGGGAAUGCAGCAGCAGCAAGGAAACUCAGAGAGCCACAGUGUCCCCAACCAAAGUCACAGAAUUGAAACUCAGACGCCGGAUUCCUGGAAGCUUCCCCUUGCCUCCACUUUCAUAACCCUCCAUGAAGCAACAAGCACAUCUGUGAGCUUCCCUUCCUCUGUGGCGUCCAGGCCAGGCCCUUGGAGGUCACUGUUCACAGGGGCAUCCCUAGGGCACGUGGCAAAAGAAUGGGUGAGACAGGUCCUGCCUUAAAAAAUGUUCAUAUUUCUUCGGUUCAAUUCCAGAAACAUUUAUUGAGGCCUCUUGUGCGCUGGUCCUGUGCUGUGUGUGUGUGGUGGGGAACGGGGUCAGUGGCACACAGGGAGGAAUUAGGUGUGGUGCAAUUCUGCUGCUGGCAGCGCAGUGUAGUCAACAGAGCAUAAGCUUCGGGGUCAGGCGAACUUGGGUUUCAUGUGACCUCUAUUGCUUCCUAGCUGGUGACUCUGGGCAAGUAAUUUUCUUAAGCUCUUUGAGUCUCAUGGUCUUCAUCUGUGAAGUGGGAAUAAAAAUACGGACCUUACUAGUUUGCUGGGAAAGUUAGAUAAAAUAAUGUGCUUAACGUCCUCAGCAGUGUCUGGCACUGGCGUUUCAUGUACUGAUCUGAUCCCUUUGUGUCUCUUUCCCUCAUUGAAUCCAGAAACAGGAUUCAGAAAGGGAAGCUCUACACACAUCCCACUGCACCUAACCACGUGGCUAAACCAUCAGCCUUACUUUACUUUAUUGCUCAGAUACUAAUUCCCUUCUACCUUCUCCUGUCCUUGGGGAGCUCAUGAACUAUGGGGAAACACAAACAACCCAGCUAGUUGUAUGAGGCAGAAUGAAGUAAAAGCUUUAAACAAAACAAGCCAACAAAAGCACAGGCUGAAGGAAACUAGGAGGAAAGCAUGGCCAGACCGGAAGUAUGGAGCUCAGCUAAGGCUCCAGAAAGGAAGUAGCACUUGAACUAGGCUUAACGAGUUACUGCGCUCAAGGGUGCAAGGGUGACCAUAGCUGCUUGGUCAAGGUGGAAUUCCUCCGGGCCAGACUUUAGGUCCUGGGCCAACUUGGGAUGAGAAAGAUCCAUCUGGUGCUAGCAUUGCCUUGGCAUGCUUCCAGCCGAUUUGUACCAUCCUCCAAGUGGAGCCAGAAGAGCUCCAUGGAAGAAAUGAACGCCAGGCCGUCAAGUGGAUUCUGUGGUGGGCACCCAGGAUGUUGUACGUCCCCACAGUGUGGAAUCCCCACUCCCACAAGACAGCAACCACACCCCUACCCCUCGUCACCACAGCUACUAUCACAGGACUUCUCAGUUCCACUUUCAGCAGAAAAACCUCACCACCAGGCCUAGGAAUCAGUGAUGCGGCCAGUGCAUCUAGAUUCCAGUUUGAAUCAGGACCUGCAUCCCUCCCCGGGCCAGGCAGCCUUUUCUCUUUAAACAGCUAUGCAGCAGACCUGAGUCAGUUUCAGACUUUCUGCCUCCUGGGACUGUGUCGGUGUUGCAAAAAUAGAGGACCAGGGGCUUCCAGAGAGGACUCAGCCCCCACGGUGGUAACUGGGACCCUAGGGGGGUCUGUCAUUUUGCCCCUGCAGCUGCAGGAUGGACAGCAGGUGGAGAACAUCUACUGGAUGUGUCGUUUGGUGUCCGGGGUAAUAGCCACGGUAACCUUGGUAGAAGCUGGAGGGCCAGACACCUUUUACCAGGCAGAAACGCAGUACUGGGGUCGUUUGAGUGUGAUGGGCCCAGGCUGCUCCCUGCAGAUCAGCCACCUGAGCUGGGAGGGUGCAGGGUCCUACCGAGCCCACGUUAAUCUGUGGAGUUCCCGCAUCACCCACGCCUGGGAGUACAGCCUGCACGUCUAUGGACCAGGAAUCCUGGGAGGGGAAUCAGUAGGGGAGAUAGUGAUCAGCACCCUUGGGAAGUCGGCCCCUCUGCCUCUGGAAGUCCUGGUGGGGCAGGAGGUUGAAAAGGUUACCUGGAGCUCUCCAGGGCUUGUGGCUAUUUUGCAACCAGGACGGGCAGGCAAACCAAUCCUUGUUGCUGGGAUGCAGGGACCCAAGAGCAGGAGAAGAGUCUGCAAGAGCCCAAUAUCACGGCCAGCUCUCAGAUCAUGAAGGAUGGGACCUGCUUCAUCACCCUGGCUUGCUGGAUGGACCAGGCUGGAGAGGAUGUUAAGUAGAGCUGGGACCCCCAAGACCAGGGGGCAGUUGCGUCUCACAGGCGGACCACUCUCAGCGUGUCCUGGAGAUCUGGGGUCAGUGACAGGUAUCGCUGUACUGCCAAGAACCCCAUCAGCCAGAGCUCCAGCUCCAUCCCUGUCAGGCCCCUCUGCUCAGGUUCCUUCCUACUCUGCUCCUUGAGGAAAGAGUUUCUUCUCUUUUUGAUCCUGGGAGCUUUGCAGAUUAAAUAGAUUUCACCUUGACCUGUGGAGAAGCCAAGAGGAAGAAUGUGAGAAGAGGGUCACCCUGUGAGACACAGAGAUAAGGAAGUCUACACAGAGAGAGAGGAGUGUGACCUGAUACCAGCAUCUCCUGGUGUGAGUGAGAGAGAGACGUCGAUUCUGAUUAAGUGGAAAACUGAUUUCUUUUGCAAACCGAGUUCAAAACAAGCAAGAAACUGCUACAUAUCUUCAGUUUAAAAUAAUCUGUUUAUGUCUUAACUGUUUUAAAGUGUUCAGAAAGAAAAGAGGGCUUAUUCACAUAAGAAAAAUUGAAUGGUUUGAAGCAUAGUUAAUAUAUAAUGAUAAUAUGUAAUUAACAAAACUAUUAAAUUUUGUGCAUAUACAUUAUUUUUUGUUAAAAUUUAAGUAAAUGGGCUCAGAGGACCCAGAUUCAACUUAAAUUUCAUCUCCUUGGAGCAGCCUUUGACCACCUUAUUGAAGCAGGUCUUACUUAUUCAUAGUCAUUGUACCCAGUUCAGUUUUGUCAAAUUAUCACAAUUUGUAAAUAUAUAUUUAUUUGUUAGUUGUCGUGGUCUGAACGAGGGUUGGAAAAUAAUUUCUAGACACAAGGCAGAAUGUAAAGAAGAUAGAAUUUAUUGGAGGGCAGGGUCGCUGCCAGAACAGCGUGUUGACUUCCUAGUAGUCUGGGACACUCAAGCCAGAACGUGUGCUACUGCUCAGUUUUUAUAGCCAGAACACAAAAGAAUGGUCCAAGGUGAAAAUUUCAUUUACUGAUUGGUCAAGGCACAUAUACCUUCCUUCUAUAGAGUGGGAGUGGGACAGGACAUAUGCCUUUCCUUAGUUGGGACAGGUCCUGUUUCCCAGGUGAGCAUUGCCCAGGUGGGCUCAGGAAUUUUGUAACCAUUACAACAUGGUGGGGAGGGCAAUUAAGAGUCCAGUAGGGGGUGUAACGCUGACACCUUUUCAGGCAACGUCGUCCUUUAUCCUUGAAGCAUCAUUGUCCUUGGAGCACCACAUUAGUUUACUUGUUUAUUGUCUCUCUCCCCCACAAGACAUUCAGCCCAUGAGGACAAGAACUGUAUCUAUUUUGUUUACAACUGUAAACCCAAAGGGUAAUAGAGUUCUUGGCUUGUGGUAGAUAUUUCAAUAUUUUUUUUAAUGCAUGAAUAACUAGUUGGAUUAGAGUUGAGAACAUUCUUUUUAAGAUUUGAAGACUAUCAGAAAGUUUCGUAAAAAUCUGGGACCUAUA